Molecule: messenger RNA, 1965 nt
Organism: Camellia sinensis
Lineage: Eukaryota; Viridiplantae; Streptophyta; Magnoliopsida; Ericales; Theaceae
Source: RefSeq, a predicted model, not a curated record
AUGAAAAGUGAGAUUGUUCAAUUGUUUCAUGAAUUUCACACAAAUGCUAAGCUAUCAUAUGGGAUCAAUAGCUCAUUCAUGGCACUUAUCCCUAAGAGGGAUAGUCCCUCAGGAUUAGGAGAUUAUAGACCUAUUAGCUUGGUCAGUUCCAUCUACAAGAUGUUGGCCAAGGUGUUGUCUAAAAGAAUAAAGCAGGUUCUCCUAGCUGUGAUUAGUGAGGUGCAGUCAACGUUUGUUAGUGGUAGACAUAUACUGGAUGGAGUGUUGAUCGCCAAUGAAGUUGUAGAUAGGUGGCACAAAGCUAGGAAGAAGGGAAUUAUCUUGAAGUUGGAUUUCGAGAAAGCCUAUGAUUCGUUAAGUUGGGAUUUUUUGCUAUCUAUGUUGGGGAGUUUUGGCUUUGGGGCAAGGUGGAUUAGGUGGAUGAAGACUUGUGUUAUAACAACUAUGGUGUCUGUAUUGGUUAAUGGUUCACCAACGGAGGAGUUUCAACCUCAAAAGGGAUUAAGGCAAGGUGACCCUCUAUCUCCUUUUUUGUUCAUUGUAGCAGCUGAAGGCCUUAAUCUUUUGUUGGGUAGGGCUAUUGAGAAGGGCUUAUUUAAGGGAGCAUCAGUUGGAUCUAAUCAGCUGGGCAUCUCUCAUCUUCAAUUUGCUGAUGACACCAUCAUUUUCUGUGAAGGAGGUUUGCCUCUUGGAGCAAAUCCUAGAAGGAAGAGCACUUGGGAUCCUGUAGUGGCGAAAUUUCAGAAGAAGCUUUCUUCUUGGAAAAGGAGAUUGUUGUCGUAUGCAGGUAGAUUGACUUUGAUCAAAUCGGCCUUGUAUAAUUUGCCUAUCUACUUCCUGUCAAUCUUUAAAAUGCCUAAGGGGGUAGUAAAAGCUAUUUCUAAGAUUCAAGCAAAUUUUCUCUGGGGUAGUUCUGUUGCCAGCAGGAAGGUGCACAUGGUUAAAUGGAAGGAGGUCACAAAAGGUAAGAAUCAAGGUGGCUUGGGCAUAAGGGACUUAGGUGUGGUCAAUGAGUGCUUGUUGCUUAAGUGGUGGUGGAGGUAUGGUAGUGAGGAUAAAGCUCUGUGCAAAGAAGUGAUCUACUCUAGGUAUGGUAAAAUUAGCAGGGGAUGGUCUGCUUGGUUGAAUCAUCCAGUAGGGGUCUCACUGGUUUGGAAGGAUAUUUCACAACUUUCUACGGUUAAUCAGCAAUUGGGAGAAUUUUUUGGAGAACAGGUUCAAAUAAUAGUGGGCAAUGGGAGGAUGAUAAAGUUUUGGUACGACCCUUGGUUAGGUGAUAGAGGGCUGAAGGAUGAAUUUACUAGGUUGUUUAGUUUAUCCACAGAGAAGGAGGAUUCCCUACAGCAGAUUAGUGCAAAGAUUGGUGCCUCAGGUAGGUGGCAGCGUCAAUUCAGAAGGCCUCUCCUAGCUUGGGAAGAAGAAGAGCUGCAGAGGCUGGUAGGUAUGCUGCUCUUCACUCUUAGGCUCAUAGAUGGGGUAGAGGACUCCUGCUCUUGGCUAGCAGAGAAGUCAGGUCAGUUCACUGUUGCCUCUGUAUGGAGAUGGAGAGUUGCAGCUGGUGGGAAUGAUCUGUGGUGGAAUGGGGGCCGACAUAAUCUCAAGUCUUGGGUACUCAGAGUUUGGAAGAUUAUUCCCUCUGUAGUUUUAUGGUCAGUUUGGAGAUUGAGAAACCAAUGCUUAUUUAAGGAUGCUAUUCCUGAUAUACAAGUUCUUUGCGAACAAGUGAAGGUACAGAAGUUCACAGCAGUAAGGUUCAGAUCAGUAGUGGUUUGUGUGCAGCUGGGUGUAAAUCUGUGGCUGAAGCUGAACGGGUUCUUGUGGAAGUCUGUGCUGUCUGGGCUGGAUUGGGUUGAUGUGCUGAACUCUGAAUUCUGUCUUGCUGGAGUGGGCUGGCUUGUGCAGAGGAGUUUAGAUUCAGAACAAGGGGAUGAGUUGUUGGUGAUAGUUUUUGUUCUGUUGUUCUAA